Tigriopus californicus is the source of this 5741-nucleotide messenger RNA. RefSeq names its product alpha-2 adrenergic receptor-like. Lineage: Eukaryota; Metazoa; Arthropoda; Copepoda; Harpacticoida; Harpacticidae. Gene Ontology annotation, cellular component: membrane. Bases 2798 to 5128 code for a protein of 776 amino acids. The transcript is spliced from 2 exons. Gene Ontology annotation, biological process: adenylate cyclase-activating adrenergic receptor signaling pathway. The record is from RefSeq and is a predicted model, not a curated record. Gene Ontology annotation, molecular function: G protein-coupled amine receptor activity.
UUUGCUUCCUCGAGAAUCGUUCUUGCAAGCGGCGAUUGACGGCGUUGGGGCCGGUUGGAGGGGAACGGGCUUUCUCGAAGAGCCGGCCUUGAUCCGAGAUUCGCAAUUCCAUCGACAUCGGCAAUUUAGUAUGUAAUUGUCCAAGGCAUCAAGCGGAGGACUCCCCCAGCCUUGAAGUGACUUCUUGUUUAACAGAGAACCCUUAUUUUUUAAAGAAACAACUUUCACACGGACACAUAUCUCAGACAAUCGUGUCUCUGUGAGUCAGUGGGUUGACGUUUUGUAGCCAAAUUUGUAUAGCUGUUCCUCAUUAUCAUCGGUCGUGUUUGCUGUCCUUGUCCACAACUCUGACUGGAGCCAUUACGUCGACAUUGCCUUCCUCGCGUAUGGUAUGGAGGUGUCUCUUAUGGUUGUCAGUUUGGAAGUGUGACAUCAGCAGCAAGUUCGGACUUGAAACGGGUCAUUUUUCCUCCUAUCUCCUUUCCCCUGGUUUGUUGUGUCUGCUCUGCUUUGAGCCGGUGAACGUAGAAAUUGGGUGGUGUGGACACAUGCAUGAAGAUCGCUUACGAGGCGAGUUCCAUUCAUCAUCCAAACAUUGGUCGUUCACGAAAAGGCCAACUCCAUGCGACUACACCAACAUCGACAACUACUUCGUGCUCCCUUUGACAGUAGCCGCUUGAAAGUUGGUGCAUGUGUUGUUGAUAUCGUUGUUUGAGACUGCUGUGCUGCAGUAUUCCGUGUGUGUGUAUGUAUGUGAUUCAAAGGUAGAAGAAGUUUAUCCAAGAACAAAAAGUCAUGCUUGAUCAUUACUCAAACACUGGAGGGUCUUUCAUCAUAGCGUCGUUCACUCGGUCCCGACAGGUCUGAAUGAGUUACCAGAACCACCGGGCAAUGUUGUUGUUGCUCUUGGCGUCCUCUUCCGUGUCUCUUGCCCCGGCCUCGCUUCAGUGUAUGAUCAUGGAUGGCCAUUGUCCGUAAUGGAAGGCUUAGUUCGUCUUAAAUUAUUGGCCCUUUGUCCGAAACCGUUCCAUUAUGACGGUCCUGGAGUGACCUUCAAAUCAUGAGCGUCUGCCAACACUGUGGGCAUGUCAAGCAAUCUGUAAACCGUUUCCACCCCACCCACCCCCAGUCCGCAGCACUCUUCCCCAAGAGCCAAAGCAACGUCAACACUGGAAGAAAAUAACAAGAACAACGCCAACGACAUGCAUUUGCGGGAGGUGGUCAGCGAGGACGAAGAAUAGAUCACCAUAAGCUCCCAUUGUUCCGGACUCCAAUCCAAUUUCGGUCCGUGUGUGGCCAGAGCAUAAAAAGACAUAUCUUCACAAAACAGUUGUAAAUUAUUGUCCACUCACUUUGUCCGUCCGUUCUCCCCGAGAUGGUCGUGGUGGAGCAGUUCCUUCGAGUAUCUCGACUCUCCUCAUUCGACCAUGGUCUCAUUGGGUGACUCUAAUAUGGCAUGUCCAGUCGACGCCCAUAACAAGAAGAAGAGAAGGACGACCUCGGAAACGACAGGUAUGUCGACCAAAUGGUUGGAGUAGCCAUCCUCCAUUCACCUCUCGUGGAGCUGUAAUUUCGCCCGGCGAUGAAUUAUGACAUGCCUGCCUGUCCUCCUUCUCCUCGUGCUUCUCAUAUUGUCGUCUUUUACUUUGGCUUGUCCCACUUCUGAAUUACCCAAGUGGGAUCAUUGUUGUUCAAAACGGGACGAUAACCCACACCCCACAUAUUAAUAGUACGUAGUACGCAUGUCGCCAUCCAUCGAAAGUCUGGUAUUCCACUAAAGAGCCCAGUCCCUGGAUCCUUCUCGAACAAUGGGAAGACGCUGAGGCCAAGGACCACAAAUCUUCAGCCUCCCCUUCUUCUCAAGGCGAGGGGACCUCCAUUCAAGGGCGGAAUUUGCUCAACAAGUUGAAUAGAAAAGUUGGACGAGGAGAAAAACCGACGGCCGAUUUUUGCCCUUCCCUCCUUGGUGUUCUUUCUCAUUCGAAGUUGCCAAGGGGUGUUCUCCCACUAGAGACAUUGCAAGAAAAAGAACCCCCCUGAAAAAUUAACCAAACUUGCCCCCCCCCAAGUUCUCAUCAGGUCCAUGACGAGCCAGUGGAACAUCUUGUUUAGGGCAAAACCGAAUCGGUACCGUAUGUUGUGCCAUCGUAAUUGAAGACAACCAAGACCCUUCAGGCCGACCCGAUCAAGAAUUCUGACUGAGGCGCCCAGUACAAUAACUGAGACAAAAGGGGACAAGACAAACACGAAUAUGUUCUCGAGGAUGCUUGGGCCAUCCCGAUCUGUGGGUUUAUUGGGAUAUAGCCUGGUGACUUUUUUCUUUUUCACGUCAAACGACAGUCUUCCCGAAACAAAAAAAAAAUAACCAACAUUGAAUCUGGUCAUAGAUGUCGUUCGUGGACGGAUUCUAGAGCGCUGACUUGGAGGACCGUUCAAGAAACUUUUUGAAUAUCCAGACUGGAAUCUGAGAAACCCUGGGUGGCCUCAAGUCUACGAAACGGUCUGCAAAACAAGUGGUUUCAUAUUUCCAAGACCACCGUUAAUCCUUCCAGGUCUUUGGUUCUACACCCAGCUAAUCCCUUUUUGGGCGGCAAAAGUUUGGAGGGCUAAUUCUCUGAGAUCACAAUGAGGCCUUGGAGCAGACGGUCCGGAGGGGCCUGUCAAUCUCUGACUUGAUUAAGGCCUUCAUGUUCCGCCUUGAGAAUGCCCUCUGUUAGGUCGGUCACCUAACAGCCAUUGAUUCAUUCAUUUGUCAUCAGUGGUUUAUUCGCUUACUAACCAGAAGUCGCCCAGAACCAUGCCCAUGGAGCAUAGAUAUGAGGAGUUGUCCGGCGUCUUGGCGGCAGCGGCCGAAUCCACUGAUUCCGGUUCGGACCUUUUCUCGGACGACGAAUACGGCUUGCUCAACAUUGCCAAGUUCGCCGUGCACGAGUUCCAAGCCAACGGGUCCGUGGACACGAAUGCCUCGACCCCGAAUAUCGUGACGGCCUAUCCCAGUUCGUACUCUCAAUUCCAAAUCAUUUUCCUAGCCCUGAUCAUGACGGUCAUGAUGGUGUUGAUCCUGGUGGGCAACAUGCUGGUGGUGAUCGCCAUCGCCACGGAGAAUAACCUCACGUCCAUUCAGAAUUGGUUCAUAGCCUCAUUAGCCGUGGCCGACAUGCUGAUCGGCCUGGUGGUGAUGCCGUUCUCACUGUCCUACGAGCUCAUGGGCUACUGGAUGUUCGGAACGCUUUGGUGCGAGAUCCACGCGGCCAUGGACGUGUUCAUGUGCACUGCCUCCAUCAUGAACAUUUGUUUGAUCUCGUUGGAUCGCUAUUGGUCGAUCACACGGGCCAUUGACUACUUAAACGCCCGGACGCCUAACAAAGUGGCUUUGAUGAUCGUGACCGUGUGGCUGCUCUCGGGAUUGAUCUGUAUUCCGCCCUUGUUGGGAUGGAAAGCGGAUGAGGACCUUGAUUGGUUCUUUGAAGUCCUCGACGAGCAAGGCAACCGAACCCAGUUGGAGUUUCUGCAAUAUUUGGAUCACUCGGGGAAGAUGGAUUUGAACAAUUUCACCGACACUCUCGAGCGAGUGGUCUAUCCUCAAUGUGGGCUGAGCCAAGACCUCGGCUACGUGAUGUAUUCAGCCUUUGGAUCGUUCUACAUACCAAGUUGUAUCAUGGUAUUUGUUUAUAUCAAGAUCUACUACGCCGCCCGGGAGCGGGCCCGCCGGAAUAUCAAGAUCAAGAAGAAGUCUCGACGGAAAAGUAACCGACCAAAACCAGCCAAUAUUCGCCUUCCACCCCCUUCCACCCCGUUGCCUGGGUCGUCAGGCUCCUCGAUGGCCAACACUCCCGUGGUGGGUAACGGAAGUGCAAGGGUGUCCUUACCGACCAUCUCGGGUGGUCACUUGGAAAAUGAAAGAUCAGAGGCGUGCACGCCCAGAUCCACAACGGAUAACAAUAAUGUUCCAGCCAGAAAUCAGAGCAAAUCCCUGGCUACAUCGUCCUCAUCACCCAUGGUGUUGCAGAGUGCCCUCAAGCGGAACGGCUCCAAGCCUGAGAAAAGGACGCGAUUUUCUUUCGGUUCCACGGAGAACCACAGACCUAGUGACUCAGGCAGUGAGCAAAGUGUGAACAAGUUGAACGAAGAGGAGCAUCAGCUGCUUCAAGACUCGCAACGCCCAGGUGACGAGGUGUCAUACCAUGAAAACGGAGGCAAGAAAUACCCACCCCAUCCCAAGGGCAAAAAGAUGGUCCACAUUCUAAGCGCCGUGUCCGUGUCCUUGAACGAUGCUCCUCUCAGUCUCUGCGACACCCCAACCCCUUGUGAUACUCCCACUUCCACGGGUAUUCCUUCACCCGGUCCAGGCCACGCCUACGGGGCAUGCAUCGGCAAUGGGAUGCGAUCACGUCGAUCCAUAGGCGUGUCCACGAGACCUGAUGACAAUAGUGAUAAUGAGAACAGCGAAGCUGGCGAUCGCAGUAGUAACAGCGAUUCGGGCAAAGUGCGUUGUCUCAAGCUGCGCAGUCGCUUUCGCGCCCCCCAACACGGACGCAGACCAAGUAAGGAAACACGUGAAAUGAUUGACACCGGCAAGUUGCGAAAAAUUCACAAGGCUGCGUCCGUGUCCUCGUCCUCAUCGUUUGGCGGGGGUGGGAACAAGGGCCACAAUACCGCGAAGCUUUCACUUGACAAACCUCCCAAGAAGUCCAUCCUGAGUAAGAGCCCAACACCGAGCUCCAAAGCCUCUCCCAUAUCUGGGAACGGGAUGUCCGUUUCCAUAAGUGGACCAGGGGGGACCACCGUUGCCAUGAUGCCCACACCUCUGCCUCCACGGCCUACGGAGUCCGAGGCCGAGAAAGAGAAGAAACGCGUUGCCCGGAAAAAGGAGCGUCGAGCCACCCUCAUUCUAGGACUCAUUAUGGGGAGUUUCAUCGCCUGCUGGUUACCAUUCUUCUUCCUGUACAGCAUCAGCCCAGUGUGCCCAAUCUGUGAGGAGGCUCCGGAUUCACCUUGUUGCGUCCAGGGUUGGGGUUUCUCGUUUGCUUUCUGGCUAGGCUACAGCAAUUCAGCCCUCAAUCCGGUGAUAUACACGAUCUUCAACAAGGAUUUCCGACGUGCAUUCAAACGAAUCUUGUUCAAAUAGGGCUGGUCAUUAUGGCAAGUCCUGAAAUACCGAGCUGGGAUCACCGGUGAGCAGGUCACGGUAAUAAGUGGAACAUGUAUUGAAAAGUGGUCAAAAGUGGCACGAAACCCCCCUCUCCAUUCACGACGACAUCUUAAAAUACUUGGCUGUGAAACUCUAUUUUGUUACUUCUUCCCAACAACGAAACAAAUGGGUCGGUGGAUCACGUUCCAAACUGAUGCUCUCUAAAACCUUUUUGAAGUCUUGAAAAUUGUUCACCUUUGACCGUAUGUAACAUUUGCAACAACCGUGUGUCGCUAUUCUUCGUAACCGAGAACAUUCGCUCAUUCUUCGUCCCUUUUCUUACCCUCGACCACAAGCGAGGUAUUCAUUCAUACAAAACACGCUUCUUUUACGGCCUUUGUUUUUCCUCAUUGGCUCACGUAAAUGAUCUUCUGGCUCGUCGGGUCAUUGACUAUCUUCCUUCUGCCUUAAUUUUGGCCCUCCUCGAGAAACAAUCACGCAUACGAUUUCCAUUACUUUGCUCCGCCGCUGAUCCAAACUCAAAGAAAAAUUGGCCCCCUAGUCAAAGUCACACUCCUGACGGUAAAAUUAUGAAAACAUGAUGUUUUAG